UGACUAGUAUUGUGUCUGGAGCCCUCAUGUACACAGUUAUGGUCGCCAACACCGCUGUUAUGAUGACUGAUGUGGACAUAACAGCAAGAGCAUACAAGAGCAAGAUGAAUCAUCUGGAAGAUUAUAUGACUUUUAUGAAGCUUCCUAAAGCCCUACGUAUGCGCAUCAGUGACUACUUUCAGGCUCGUUAUGCAGGAAAAUGGUAUGAUGAGAAGGACGUCCUAAAGUGGGUGUCCUCAUCGCUCAGAGAGGACAUUAUGAUGAGCAUUUGCUCCAGUCAUGUGAGAAAAGUCCCCAUUUUCCGGAACCGUGAUGUAAACUUCAUCAAUGCCAUUCUCCUGGAGCUGCAGUAUGAGGUCUUCCAGGGGGGUGACAUCAUCAUCUAUCGGAAUGGUCCUGGUGACCGCAUGUUCUUAAUUGAACAUGGGCAAGUCCUUGUGGAGAAUGAGUUCUUCCAGAGGGAACUGUGUGAUGGAGAUUACUUUGGAGAGACUUGUCUUUUAACAAGAGGAAGGCAUUUGGCAACGGUAAAAGCUCUGACAAUCUGUCAGCUUUUUUCCUUGUCAGUGGACAGCUUUCAUCAUGUAAUGGAGGACUACCCUGACAUCAAGAGGGACAUGGAGAUAUCACAAUCGGACAAAAACAUUCUGUUAUGUUGACUAAAUGCAGUUAGACGCAGGAGGAAAGUUACACUUCAUCUCCAUUAUGCCUGUGCUGGAAUCACAUGGAUGGCUACACCCACAAGCCCCUCCUGCAUCUUUCUCAGCAUGCAAUUGGCCAGAUAGAGCCAGUCUUUUCUUGGAUCUUCAUAAAUAGCAACAUAUAUUUCAGGAUGUCUAAUUCAACUCUACUAUCAGCUGAUGGAUUCAAGAUAUUUCAAGGGAGGAAGGUGUGUCUUGGUUGCAAGCAACCACAUUGGAAUAUGAUUCCUAUAAUUAUAAAGACAGAAAGUUUUUAGGCUGUAUGCUGACCCCUUUU
Messenger RNA from Xyrauchen texanus (razorback sucker), 978 nucleotides. Its product is annotated as potassium/sodium hyperpolarization-activated cyclic nucleotide-gated channel 1-like. The transcript is spliced from 5 exons. The coding region runs from base 27 to 659 and encodes 210 amino acids. The record is from RefSeq and is a predicted model, not a curated record. NCBI's taxonomy places the organism in Eukaryota, Metazoa, Chordata, Actinopteri, Cypriniformes, Catostomidae.